This is a messenger RNA of Hippocampus zosterae (dwarf seahorse), 3401 nucleotides long. Its product is annotated as carbohydrate-responsive element-binding protein. The transcript is spliced from 17 exons. Gene Ontology annotation, molecular function: protein dimerization activity; RNA polymerase II cis-regulatory region sequence-specific DNA binding; DNA-binding transcription factor activity, RNA polymerase II-specific. Gene Ontology annotation, cellular component: nucleus. NCBI's taxonomy places the organism in Eukaryota, Metazoa, Chordata, Actinopteri, Syngnathiformes, Syngnathidae. The record is from RefSeq and is a predicted model, not a curated record. Gene Ontology annotation, biological process: regulation of transcription by RNA polymerase II. The coding region runs from base 422 to 3133 and encodes 903 amino acids.
CCAUCAAAUAUCCAUGACUGAAAAUUAUUCCAAAGCCGCUGACCGUUCCUAAUGACAAAUGUAUGUAAUUUAGGGAGCAUUUUCCUCCACAUCACGGUGCCAUAUGGUGGAAUAUUACACUGCUUGGCCUCAUACUGAAUGAAGGUUGUUCCCUCAAAAAAAAAAAAAGUCUAUUAAUAAUUACCACCUCGGGCUUCCCUUAAGGACUUUAACACCAUCGAAGUGGACAGAGUGCUGUUGCACAAUCGUCCACUCGGAGGAAAAAAUCGUGACGCCCGGUGAAGCGGCUCAGCUGUCAAGAGGAAACCCCCAAACCAAAGUCGGUCACUGUACGAUAUUUCUUCAUUGAAAGAAGAAAAGCAGGAGGGUCGUCCAGAUCGUCGCGUUUUUGUGAAUGGUAACACGGACUUGAAACACGACAAUGGCGGCUAACUGCAGAGUCCGCCAAGUCGUCGGCAGCGACACCUCCGAACCCGAGGCACAACACGCUCAGUCACCUGCCAGCGGGCCGGUGUACGUGCCUUUCACCUACACGCAGGUCAUCCACAGCGGGCACUUUAUGGUGUCGUCACCCCACCGCGACGCAUCACCGGGAGGCUUGAAAGGCGGACGGUGCCCGAGGUACGAUUUCGACACGGUGAAUCGGACCUGGUGUCAGACGUACCGCUACGGGCCGUUCAGCUCCGGAAGCCUGAGCAUCGACCCGACACUAACCCGCCUGUUUGAGUGCAUGUCCCUGGCCUACAGUGGCAAGAUUGUCUCCCCAAAGUGGAAGUCGUUCAAGGGACUGCGGUUACUGUGGCGAGAUAAAAUCCGUCUAAACAAUGCAAUUUGGAGAGCAUGGUUCAUCCAGUAUGUGGAGAAGCGGAAAAAUCCUGUAUGUGGCUUUGUCACCCCAUUGGAGGGAUCUGAGGCAGAUGCCCACAGAAAGCCUGAAGCAAUUGUACUAGAAGGCAGCUACUGGAAGCGGCGGAUUGAGGUGGUCAUCAAAGAGUAUCACAAAUGGAGGAUAUAUUACAAGAAAAGACUUCAAAAAGAGAAGGAUGGCAUUCUGUCAAUGCUGCAAGAGGGUCAAAUCUGCCAGGCAAAGUUGGAGAAAUGGUCCAGUCAGCUGUACCCCGAGCCCGAGGCGACACCAGAGGAGGCUCACAUGUUUGACAUGGACUACCUUCUGUCUGACAUCUCUGACACUCUCUUCACCAUGACACAGAAGCAAUGCCCCUGGGCCAGCAGUGAGUGGCAUAACACAUACACAACAAAUGCUGACAUGAUUCAGCCAGGCCUGACUCCUCUGCAACCCAACUUGGAUGAUUUCAUGGAUAUACCAGAUAUCUUCAUGAACGCGGGGGUCCAGCCAUGUGACCAGUCAGGUUUUGCAGCCUCAGACUAUGAUGAAAGUUCAUCCAAUACUGCACUUGCCCCUGUUGCAACUUUGCACGCAGCUCCUCAUCUAUUCAUUGACACCCACAUCUCGCAGGCUGCUUUGUCAUCUGAUAAUUGGCCUCAGGCCACAUCAUCUAAAUCUCAAACAGAAGGUAGCGGACUAAACCAACAUUGUAGUGGAUACCACUCGACCACCGCGGCAUUUAGACCGCAAUCAUACACUGAUCCCGUUGUCCCUGCUUCAUUCCCCGCCAACGUUGAGCAGGUGUUCUCUGCUGCCGUCCCUUUAUUUUCCCCAUUCCCAUGUCACAAAUUCGGCUACCACGCGACGGCCAGCACAACGCCGACCGUCAUCACUCACACUGCCUCCACAGUGGACAGUACGCAACAGGGACAUAGAUACCCUCACCCAGAGGACACGAACCCCCAAGCUCCAUGCCCCUCUCUCGUCUACAUGUCUGACCCGGUUCACGCAGCCCAGCCUCCCGUAGGCACAAUUCACCGCUUUGCGGUUCCUGAACAAGUGUCGACCACAGACGUGCGAGGGAAACACAAGCAAAAGAAAGGAGGAGAAAGGCCAUUCGGUCCACCUGUGGGUCUGUCUUAUGCUUCGUCCACCGCCCCCAUGAGCUGCCUGGCAAAGCUGCUCUCCACAGGGAAGCCAUCGGUUGGGUUUGAAACGACUUAUGUGACAGUCGAAGGUCAGAAGUUACCAUCUUCGAGUGCUUCGGCUUCCUCCAGUGGGCAUGUUGAAAGAGCUUCGUCUCAAGUGCUGCAUGGAGCCGUUUGGCAUGGAGUGACCCAAACGUUGCGCAACCAGAGUUCAGCUCAAGGUCAAAGUCGAACCUCCAAAUGCUCAACAGCGCCCGCCCUGCUCACUGAUGACACUGCUCACACCAGCACUACCCUUCUCAUCCCCAAGACUGAGAAACUGUCACCUGUCCAGCUUUAUGGCACAGACAGGAGCAUCUUAACAGGUCUUCCAAGGCAAACAUCGCCCCCAACCCUGCUUGAGAAAUCUUCUAAUCCAGAAUCUUCACAUUCAGGUUUCCUCGGAUAUGGGAUGAUAGAAAUGAGUAAGCACACGGAGAGCAGGAGGAUAACCCACAUCUCUGCCGAACAGAAGAGGCGUUUCAACAUCAAACUGGGAUUUGACACUUUACAUAACCUUGUGACAACACUCAGCUCACAGCCAAGCAUCAAGAUCAGCAAAGCCACAACACUACAGAAGACCGCCGAGUAUAUCGGUAAGAUGCAGCAGGAGAAAACUCUGCUGCACGAGGAGGCUCAGAGACUCCGAGAUGAGAUCCAGAUCCUGAAUUCUGCCAUCAAUGCAUGCCAACAGCAGCUACCAGCCGCAGGUGUACCCAUCACAUGGCAGCGAUUUGACCACAUGAGGCAAAAGUUCCGGGAAUACGUCCAGGCACAGACACUGCAAAACUGGAAGUUCUGGAUUUUCAGCAUCAUCAUCGAGCCACUUUUUGAGUCCUAUAAUGGAAUGGUGUCCACUGCCAGUGUGGAACAACUGUGCCAGUCCACUUUGUCCUGGCUGGACCAACACUGCUCUCUGCCAUCUCUAAGACCCAUGGUCCUGAGUUCACUCCGUCUCCUGAGCACAACUACAUCCAUUCUAACUGAUCCAAGCCUGCUGCCCGAGCAGGCCACUCUUGCCGUCACUCAGGAUGAGCCCCCUACCACCUUGGACCACUCCAUACAUCACCCUUCUCAAGACAAUAUAGGCAACAUGUGACUGAAAAAAAGUCCAAUAGUCCAUUUUUAGACUUGUAAUUCUGCAUUAUUUCCUCUAAAAUUCACUGGUUGUUAAAAGAACCUAAAUGCCUAAAAAUGUCACUUGCAUUCUAUACUUGUUCCUCAGCCAGGUGAAAAAUACAGUGUUUUGAUGUUAUUUCUCAGAAAGCAGUAUGUAGAAAACAGUGUUUAUUAUUGUGUGUGAUUGAGAGAGAGACGCAGUGUACUUUUGAGUGUUACUCCUAUUAAGUAGUAAAAGUUGAAAGUGA